AUGGGCUGGUGGAAAGCAGACCCUAUCCCGGCACCUCCUCAAGUUCCGCAAUUACAGCAACCCGCCGCUCCUGUCCCGCCGCAUCCCAUCCCAGCGCAACCCAGCACAAGCACAGGUAUAGACUCAGCCUCAGACUCAGCUUCCGCCUGCCCAAUCGACCCUCAAACGCGAGCAAUAUGGCUCCAGCAAGCCCAGCAAGCCCAGCAAGUGCAACAGGCAAACAAAUCGCCCUCGCAAGGACAAAUACAAAGCCACCCUGACCUCCCAGCCCGAACCGCAUCACACCCAUCAUCAUCAUCAGCAGCAGCAGCACCGUCACCCUCCCUCCGCGAUAUAACCACCACCACUACCACCACCCCAAGCGGAUCCACAUACGCACCCGCACCCGCACCUACCUCAGUCGAAUGCUCCUCCGACCGAAUCGACCAAUCCCCCUCCCCACCCACGGCCGCCUCCCAAUCAGCAUAUAGCCCGUCGCGCCCGCUCUCGCACGACCGCGUCGUCUCCUCCAUCCCACGAGCCACCGGCGGCGGCGCCGGCAGCAGCAGCAGCGCCGCCCCCUCGACGCCCGCCAACUCGGAAUCCGAGACGGGCGCCCACCCGUCCGGCAACUGGAUCUACCCGUCCGAGUCGCAGUUCUUCCACGCCGUGAUGCGCAAGCAGACGCUGUCGGCCUCUACCCCAGAAACCCUGGCCUCGUCGAUCAGCAGCAUCAUCCCCAUCCACAACGCGGUCAACGAGCGCGCGUGGGCGCUGAUCAAGGAGUGGGAAUCGCCCGCCACGCAGGCCACGAGGACCCCAUCGUGCGCGGGGCCCAAACUGCUCAAGUUCCAAGGGUUGGGCGCCGGGGCGCAGAGUCCCAAGGCCAGGAUCCUGGGUCUGUGCGGGUAUACCGCGCCGUUUGACCGGCAUGAUUGGACCGUGGAGCGGUGUGACGGGCGCACGGUCGAGUAUGUGAUUGAUUUUUAUCAGGGGAGGCCGGCGACCCGGGCGCAGCAGCCAGCCGAGGGGAUGAAUAAUUUGAAUUUCUACCUCGAUGUGAGGCCCAAGUUGAAUACUUUGGAGGGCUGGAGGAUGAGGGCCGAGAAGAUUGUGGGAUGGCGGUGA
Cladophialophora carrionii CBS 160.54 is the source of this 1107-nucleotide messenger RNA. RefSeq lists its product as uncharacterized. Gene Ontology annotation, biological process: cytochrome c-heme linkage. The record is from RefSeq and is a predicted model, not a curated record. Gene Ontology annotation, molecular function: holocytochrome-c synthase activity. Lineage: Eukaryota; Fungi; Ascomycota; Eurotiomycetes; Chaetothyriales; Herpotrichiellaceae. Gene Ontology annotation, cellular component: mitochondrion. The transcript has a single exon. Bases 1 to 1107 code for a protein of 368 amino acids.